CGCCCGCCAUGUGGGACCCCCGGCUGCUGAGGCUGGCCCUGCUGCAGCACCUGCGCGCCGUCUACGGCAUCAAGGUCAAGGGCGGCCGCGGCGGCCCCAGCGAGCGCAGGAAGCCGGAACCCGCGGGCAGCGUGGGUAAAAUAUUUGGAGUACCUUUUAAGGCAUUGCCCCAUUCUGUUGUACCAGAAUAUGGACAAAUUCCAAGCUUUCUUGUUGAUGCUUGCUCAUCUUUAGAAGACCAUCUUCAUACAGAAGGACUUUUUAGAAAAUCGGGGUCUAUUAUUCGACUGAAAGCACUAAAGAAUAAAUUGGAUCAUGGAGAAAAUUGCUUGUCUUCUGCACUUCCUUGUGAUACUGCAGGACUUCUCAAACAGUUUUUCAGGGAAUUGCCAGAUCCCAUUCUUCCAGCUGAUUUGCAUGAAGCACUUUUUAAAGCUCAGCAGUUAGGAAACGAAGAGAAGAACAAAGCUACGUUAUUGAUCUCCUGUCUUAUGGCUGACCACACAAUCAGUAUAUUAAGAUAUUUCUUUAACUUUCUCAGAAACGUUUCUCUUCGGUCUAACGAGAAUAAAAUGGAUAGUAGCAAUCUUGCAGUAAUAUUUGCACCAAACCUCCUUCAGACAAGUGAAGUACAUGAAAAGAUGUCGGCUCACACUGAAAAAAAACUACGAGUGCAGGCAGCAGUGGUACAGACUCUUAUUGAUUAUGCAUCAGAAAUUGGGCAUGUUCCAGACUUUAUUCUCGAAAAGAUACCAACUAUGUUGGGUAUUGAUGGUCUCUGUGCAACUCCAUCGAUAGAAGGCUUUGAAGAAGGUGAAUUUGAAACACCUGGUGACUAUAAGAGAAAGCGAAGACAAAGUGUGGGAGAUUUUGUUAGUGGAGCAUUAAAUAAAUUUAAAUCUAACAGAACACCCUCUGUUACACCUCUACACGAAAGAGUUGCCCAACAGUCUGUGUCCCCAGUGAUUCUUACGCCGAAUGUGAAACGUAAACUGCCGGUAGAUUCCUCUAAUGGAAUCUCAAGUAAGAAAAGGAAGUCCAUCAAGCAUAAUUUUAACUUUGAUUUAUUGCCAAGUAAUCUCUUCGGUAGCAGUUCUACACCAGUAUCAGUUCACUUUGAUACAAGUCCAGAAGGAUCCUCUCGGAACUCAAUGUCUCCAAUAGUUAUCAGUGGAAACAAUUUGAUUGGUGUAGAUGUGCCAAGGCGAAGUAAAAGAAUUGCUAACAAAAAAAUUUGCAGGAUAGAAUCAGGAAAAGCUGGCUGUUUCUCUCCUAAAAUCAGCCGUAAAGAAAAGGUCCGAAGAUCUCUUCGUUUGAAAUUUAGUCUAGGGAGAAGUAGCAAAGACAUUGAGUGUUCUGUGGUAAAUAGACACGAAAAUGUGGGUCGACGACUUGCAAAUCAGCAAAGUUUAAAAAACAGAAUUGAAUCUGUAAAAACGGGUCUACUUUUUAGCCCCGAUAUUGAUGAAAGAUUAACAAAGAAAGGUUCGAAAAAGAUGAGUAAAUCUGAGGAAAACCUACUGACCCCAGAGCGACUAGAUGGAACAAGUUGCCGGAUGUCUUGGACAGGACCUAGCAAUUCAAGUUUUCGAGAAAUAGUUACAAAGGAAGCUUCUCCAGUAGAGAGAAAUUUUGAGGUGCAAAUCUCUCCUCUGGAACCUGGUAUUGUGGUUAGAAAGUCAUCUGUUGUUUCAUAUGAACUCACCCCUUCUGAUGUACACAAUAAGCGUAGUGACAAUGAAAGUGGAAGUUCUCUUUGUGGAGAUGAGAGCAAUUUGACCAGAGAGACUUUGGAAAAAAUUCAGAAAGCAUUUUCUGAAUCUGGAAGUAAUCUGCAUUCAUUGAUGGGUCACAGGCAGUUACCGAUUGCUAGUGUCGGGGGCGUUCAGUUAAGUGAAGCAUCUUCAGCAUCUAGCCCAGAGAAAAACCUAUCUGAAACUAAUGAUUUGACUGUUGUAGAAUCAGAUGAACACCACCCUAGUAAUAACGAGAGCAGUUUCUCAGAGAGGCCCUUUUCACCACAUCAGACUCAAAAGUUGGCUGCAGAAUUAACUAUCAGAUGCCACUCCAAUCAGAAGACAGAGCUUGAAGAAAACAUCCACUCAAAUGUAGCCAAUGAUUCUGUCAGCAAACAAUUCUCUAGUGAUGAACCAAAAGAGAAGCAGCAGUCCCCAAAGGACAAGCUAAAUGCUGAAUUCAAGCCGGAUGAGGAUGUGAUUGGGGAGGAUUUACUCAAGUGCCUCACUUCUCAGGAGGCUGAGGACGCAGCUCCCACCACUUCUUCGGAGCUGAUUACUUGUGCGAGCACAGACUUGUCUGAAGCUAGGCCUGUGAGAAUUGCUGCACAGCCCCUGGUAGAAAUAAGUGAAAAAAUGGUCCCUGAAAGUUUACAGAUGACACAGCACGCAAGGGUUUCAGACCAUAUCCAGUGGUUUAACAAACUUUCUUUAAAUGAACCGAACAGGACAAAAAUCAAGUCACCUCUUAAAUUUCAGCGUACCCCUGUCCGUCAGUCUGUUAGAAGAAUCAACUCUUUAUUGGAAUACAACAGGCAACCUGUAAGGCGUAAAUUGUCAACUCGAGGUGAAGCGCCAUCUCCUCUGCUUAAAGCAGUGAGCUAUGAAAGUGCUCUUUCCUCCUGUCCAGAAGGGGCCUUGAAAGGUUCUUCUGUUUCAUGCAGCAAGUCAGGUCUUGAAAAGCAGAAGACUGUAGCCCAUGAACAGUCGAAUAUUGUUGCGAUUUCAAAGGCAAGCAUGGAAUUCGCUUGUCCAUCUUUCUCAAAGAUAAAGAGGCAUCCGGACUCUGUGAACAUGUCUCUUGGGUUUUCCAGAGUUCGUAAGCAGGACAUCCUAGCUGAUGGUCAAGUUAAAGUUCCGUUGGAUGAUCUAACUAAUACGAGCUUUAAUCUGGGGGUAAACAACCAGGUCAGUAGGAAGCCUUCAGAAAGAGAAAGGGUGUGGUACAAAGGUUCUCCCAAAAAUCCUAUUGGAAAAACUCAACUAUUACCAACAAGUAAACCUGUAGAUUUGUAAUUAGAUUAUUUUUUAAUCUGGUUAAUGUAAAUAAGUAAUCUGUGUUAACGAUUUGUAGGAAGAUUUAUGUGUUAGUUGGUAGUUUGGAAUGAUUAUGUAGUAGACUUAAUUUUGCUGCACAAGCAACAUGAAUUCUUAUGCUUGUACAUG
Messenger RNA from Suncus etruscus (white-toothed pygmy shrew), 3182 nucleotides. It is a transcript of the gene ARHGAP11A, whose product is annotated as Rho GTPase activating protein 11A. The transcript has 12 exons. Bases 9 to 3032 code for a protein of 1007 amino acids. The record is from RefSeq and is a predicted model, not a curated record. Lineage: Eukaryota; Metazoa; Chordata; Mammalia; Eulipotyphla; Soricidae. Gene Ontology annotation, biological process: signal transduction.